CAGUGAAAUGUCUCAGUGAAUUUGCUGUGUAUGGCCUGCUCCUUUUGAAUUCAGUCGUUUGGAAUUUUUGGUUGAAUUCUGGGUUAUUUCAUUCACUUGGAUAAUUGGCAAGUUGUGCCACUGGUUAGUUCUGAUUUCAGCCAUUUUUUUUUUCUGUCACCAGUAUUUGCCACAGGUGAUGGGUUGUUUCGCCUCACUGCAACCCCAUAGAUAGAUAAUAUCCCAAAGCACCCAGUCCAGGUUUCUGUUUGGUGUCACCAGGUGGUUUCGACAGAUAUCAUGAAUGUAUUAGAAGCUGAAUUUUGUAGCUCAUCCUCACUGUAAAUAUUGCAACAAGUAGCUUUUAAUUGCUGUUACUUGUCUGGAAAUGACUGAUUAAGUCCAUGGCCCGUUCUCUCGUUCAUUUUUGGUGCUCCUUUUCUUUGAACCCCCUCCCCUUUAGUGCCACUGUACAGUCAAAAUGAUAUCACCUCUAACCUGAUGCUUUUUUUGUCCACGUGACUUGGUGCUGGAUGGCUACUGAGUUUAUUAAUUUGGUUUUGUAUGUUUUUUCUGUGUGAUUAUGUGUGCAUAUCAGAUGACUAGACUGGCCCAGCUGUUACACUACACUAGCCUGAGUCAGGCAUUGUUUUCCAAGCCACUAUCCCCGAUCGGGCCAACGCAGCCUUCAAGGGGGAAUGUGACCAGGAGAAUAGCCCGCUGAACCUUCCAAGAUGGACACCUUGUCUCUUUUAUUUAUUUAUUUUUCUUUUGGUUUGUUUCCUUUCAUACUUUCCCAUGUUGUCCACUCUCUACUGUCUCUAUUUAGAAAAAAAACUGCCGUAUUGCUUAUCUCUAGCAUUGUGUUUAUAUUUGUUAUUUUGGUUUGUUGUUUUGAUUAUUGUCCAACCCCCUCCCCCCUCUCUCUUUCUGCUACAGCUGCAGCUUGUGUGUGAUUGAAUUCUGUCCAGGUUGCUACGGCAUACCGGUGGGACGUGUAUCACACAUGGGAUGUUAGGAGGAGCACUAACACUUUUACUCUCUUGUCUCCCACACCGUAGUGAGGGGGCUAGUCUUUGCGAAAAAGUGAGACCCAGUAAUGAAAACUUUAUCUCAUUUCAACAGAAAAUCUUUACAGUUAUAUUUGCUCUUCUGAUCUGUCCUGAAAUCUGUAGUAGAGGGCACCGUUUAGAAUUUUUUCCUCACAUUACUAGACUGCGCCUCUGAUACGGAUGUGUUUGUGUUUAGCUAUAGGACAGAAAUGAUCAGUUUAGCAUCAUUUUCUCUUCAUGACAUCCAUUAAUGCUUGGUGUCGUUAAUGCUUUGUUUUGAAAUAUAUUUCCUAGCACUAGAAGGAAAUCUGUUGUGUUUAACAGACUGUAAUACAUGCUCAGUCCCCUCAACUAUAAUGAAAUGGAUUUGUAGCUUUUUUUUGUGUCUUUUUAAGUAUUAAUCUCCUCUCCAGCAAAGAAGCAGAUUAGAAUCCAGAGAGGAAUGAGCAAAAUUCCUAAUUCGUUGUUUUUUGUUUUUUUUUUUUAUAGCUGAGUUUUGGCUAACCUUUCCUACAGUUCUUAAAAUUGUUGUUCUUUUCUGUAUCUGAUGUUCUGUGUGCUAUUAGUGAUGCAGCCAUUGGGGUUGUCUUGUGUUGCACACCUUUCCAACACUGCGAAACGAUCGCCCCACGGAAAAGCGCCCAUGCUUGAUAUCGUAUGGUUCAUGACCAAUAUGUUUCCAGUACAGGGAAAAUCCCGGAGGAGGCCAAGGCUUUGUCACUUUUGGCACCUGCCACCCCGGUACCCAGUCUGAUUCCUGGCGGGGGAUUGCUACCAAUUCCUACUCCAGCUCCACUUCAGAAUCUGAACCUUCCCUUAGUGAAUCGGACAUCAGCUGGUCUCGACUCGACAGCAUCCGUACACUCCCAGCCCCCGCUCGUCGGAAACGUGGAUCCCUCAAAAGUCGAUGAGAUCAGGAGGACGGUUUAUGUUGGCAACUUGAACUCGCAGACCACCACUGCAGAGCAGCUGUUGGAGUUCUUUAAACAGGUGGGAGAUGUGAAGUUUGUACGUAUGGCUGGAGAUGAGACCCAGCCAACACGUUUCGCCUUCGUAGAGUUCGUUGAGCAGGACUCCGUCGCCAGAGCCCUGACGUUCAAUGGAGUCAUGUUUGGAGACAGGCCCCUGAAGGUUAAUCAUUCCAAUAAUGCCAUAGUAAAACCCCCAGAGCUGACGCCACAGGCUGCUGCUAAAGAGCUAGAAAGUGUGAUGAAGAGGGUGAGGGAAGCCCAGUCUACCAUUGCUGCUGCCAUAGAACCAGAAACAAAGAAACGUUCCUCAAGCCGGUCAAGAAGAUCGCGGCGGUCACGCUCCCGUUCACACUCAAAAACACGGAGGAAAAGGUCUCGUUCAAAACACAGCAGACCAUCACAGAGGUCGUGGCCAGGGAGUGACUCCCACAGUUCCAGAGGGAGUCACAGGAGGCGCUCUCGCUCUAGAGACAGGAGACGCAGCCAGAGUCGCUCCAGAGGCCACAAAAGGAGGAGUAAAGAACGGUCCAAGAGCCCUCGAAGGAAAGUCAGAUCACCUUCACCAAAAAGAGGUAAGAGAGAGAAGAGGAGGGAGCGCAGCAGGGACAGAAAGGAGCGUUCCACAUCGAGGAAGAGGAGUCGCAAAGACGAGGACAGGAUGAAGAGCAAAGCCAAGCCAAUGAAGGUGGAAGUGGACUAUGACAGAGAAGAGAAGGAAGAGUAUGAAAGCGACAGAGAAGACUCAGCCACACCAAGCGAGGACAUGACGUCGUCACCCUGCGCUCAGCACAACGGCAGCUACAAGACUCACCAUGAGCAGGAUGUCUCUAUGGAGUCACACAGCACCAAGUGACUGUUAGAGCACCGUGGACACUACUCCUGCUCCAGCAAAGUAUCCUAACGCCCAUUAUGUGCGUAUACAUGCAUAAACACUGAAUAACCACUUAACAGUUACACACAUCUCUCAUCAUCAUCUCCUGAUUUCCUCCUUUUGAUACAUUCUUGGCGACACAGAUCCUGUAGUUAACUCAAAUUCCACCUAAAGGGUAAGUGAGCGCUCGGCACACAAAAAUCUACAAGCUCAGAAACUACUCUAUAGUCGAUGCAACACAUCAAGAAAAACAGCAGUGUUUGUUUAAAGGCAGUGAAAUUUGAUCACGUAAUGUUCCACAGAUCCUGCAAUGUCCUUGUUGCUUGAAGACCUGAAUUCCUUUCUCUGUAGGUAUAAAGCUAGAUAGUGACCAGAGGAGAUUGAAAACAUAUACAGGCCUGAGCCAGCUUCAGAGGCUCCUCCUAGUUUGUCACAAGAGAGUCACUUUUCAGGCAGAGAUCUCACAAAAAAACAGAACACACAGUCAUUUCUCAAUCACAUUGAAGCUGGAUUUCAACUGUGGUUUUGUCUCUGAUUUGCAUGGAUCUUGACUAUGAGCUUGAGUAGUUCAAAAAGCCUUUUAUUUCUCCAAGAUCAGCAUUUUGUAGUCAGUCUUUAUUACAUAUACCAUUUUUUUUUAAAGUUUUUGUCUUCAUAUUGAAACAGUCUGCUUUAAUAGUAAUAAGAUUAAUUUAUUUGUGGAAUCAGCGUUUUGCCUUCAUUACUAUGAUACAGUUCAUGUCUGUAGUGCAUGAGAAGCGGUUUAAGUUCCCAAAUACUUAAGAGGAAGGAGACUAGAAGCCAUUUGUGGUCCUAAGGAGAGAAAUAUUGAUUUAAUAAGUAGCUUUUUAUACUAAGUGUUAAAAAUGGCAACACAAUUAAAAACUACGGUAAAGGUGUAUUACCCUUGAAGUGAUUUUCUAAAGACAAUCUGCAACUGGUUCUGUCUGUAUCUAUUAACUGAGGCUACGUCUACACUAAUACAUGUCAUCUUUAAAAAGCAGAACUUGUGCUCCAUUCACACCAAUCAAACACACUACUGCAACAUUUUAGGACCCCUAAAGUUGAGACUUUUGCAAAAACACAGACUUUUGGAAACUGAAGCAGAUCUCUAUAGGGUUUUACUGUCACAAUGUCCCUUACUCAUCACAUUUCUAUCACAUGAGCGUUUCUGGUUCCCAGCCUUGACUGUCAGUGGUUAAUUGAACAAAGAUAACUAACUAGGCUAUAGGUGUUGCUGACCUUGUUGUCCACUAGCAGAUGUUGCGCUGUGAAACAACUCUCAGCUUUUUUUUUUGUUCUUCCUCUGUAGCAUUUUCUACAACUAAGCAAACAACGUUUACACUAGAAGCCACAUGCCCACCAGUGUAAAUGAAUGGUCAUGUGAAGUGUUUACUCAGACACAUUAGGAUGCACAGAGAUCAUUUCUGAAACGGUGCUAAAAUGCUCGUCAGGACCGAGAUCGGUAUCAUUUUAAAGGAAAACUUACGGCUGUAGCCUGAGUAUAAAAAUAAACGGAGGACUUUGAUUUUAAGGGUGUUCUUGAAUCUUCUUUAGUUGUAAAUGUCUUAGAACCCUUUCUCUCCUUUGGCCUUCAGCAGUGGCAUCUAAACAGGAGCUUUAUACUGUACGUCAUGUCAGCUACAUUUAUCAGUACGUUAAACAUAAAAUUCAUAAUAAUUGUAAUAUGUAUAAACACCAGCUUUUAUUGUGUCUAAGCUGAAAAGCUAAGAAUUUAAAUUUUGGGGGGUUUUUUUGUGCAAUAUGUGCCCUAACCAUCUGACUAUCAGGAAUUUACUAAGAAUAUAUUUAAUGGGUAAACCUGAAACUAUCAAUCACAAAGGGUUCGUAAGAGACCAGUAUAAUUGUACCUAAAGCAUCAUUUUUAACUUCACAGUUUGACAACAAGUGAGGUAAAACUAAAACUUCCUUCAGGCUGCCUGAGGCCUUGUGGGGUGUAACCUGCUCUGGCUGUUGUGUGACUGUAACGGCAACCUCCCAUGUCUAGUUUGCUUAUUGACCGAGUGAAGCAAUGCCACAAUACAGGGUCCCUGCUGUUGACCCCUCGGUGUUGGGAUUAAGUAAAACAAACAGACUUUUGCUGAUGCUGAAAUGCUCAUUUGCCCUUUGUGUGUGUUGAAGGAAUAUCUGAGGUCUGUGAAGUGUCCUUUAUUUCCUGUUUUGCAGCAUCACGUGGGAACUGCAGCAUUUUGCAAAAUAUAUGGUGAUUUUAUGACUUGAAGUGCUAUAAUUAUGAAAUUGCAGAUUAUGUUCUUGCUGUGUUGUAAAAAAAAAAAUCUCAUUUGGUCAACAUGAUGAAAACAUUGCUUUGGUUCCUGUUUUUGUUUGUGUGGGUGUACAUGUAUUUUGCAUUUUUUUAUUUUUCUGAUUGGUGGUUGCAGCAAGAUCACAAUGUCAUGUCAAAUUAUGUUCCAUUGUCCUGUUAUUGUUGUAAUGCUGUGAGACAAAAACUAUUUGCUGUUUUAUACACACACUCGACACAGGCCUGUACUGUAAAACGACGGCAGGUGUGCAAAAUGUCUGUCGGCUCAUAUUACUGGAGAAAGCGAGGAGCUGAAGGUUUCGCAGUCUAGAUGAGGCUGAAUAUGAACUGUCACAGGUCAACAAACUGCAUGCAAGCACAGAAGGGUCAUAAAGUGCCUAGACUCAGAUUGUACAGAAUAUUCUAAUAAAAUAUGGAGACUUGUUUAGGAUGUUGAAUAGAUAAAUCUAAUGAUGUGGUAUAUUAAAGUAUUGUAAGCUGUCCUUAGUGAUUAAUAGACUAAACAUUCAUGGGACUCCUUUGUUUUCUGGUUUAAUGUUUGUUUUCCGUCACUUUUGAUGUUGCAGUUUGCAAGUGUUGUGAUUCAGUCAUAAAAUGUCUGCAAACUGGUCCCAGAUCAAGAUCAGUGUUUUUUUAAGUGUCUGUGGAGGCUUGCUAUAUUUUAAAAGGAGACUUUAUGGCAGUGUUUGCCAAAUUCCACUGGUUUUAUUGUUGUUUUUAUUUCUGUCUCCUGCUCUUUUCCGUUCAGUUUAAGGUGGUGAACUUGUGGUUAAAGUUUAGUAAAGAGCAGUUCAGACAGUAUAUGAGGAAUUGUAUUUUUAAUAUCUGUGUGUCCUGGUAGAUACUGCAGAGACGUGAUGGUUUGCUUCAGGGUGAUUGGCUGCUUGAUACUGCGUUUGGGACUUGAUGUACAGGUUUGGUGAAAAUGUCUGAAGAGCUUUGGAUGUAUGCUACAUGAUCCUUGUCAGUUUGAAUCUAACAACACAUCUGAUCUCUUUCCAAAAACACUCAAUAAUAAAGCUUUUCAUUCAGUUAA
Messenger RNA from Amphiprion ocellaris (clown anemonefish), 6193 nucleotides. It is a transcript of the gene srek1, whose product is annotated as splicing regulatory glutamine/lysine-rich protein 1. Lineage: Eukaryota; Metazoa; Chordata; Actinopteri; Pomacentridae. Gene Ontology annotation, cellular component: nucleoplasm. Bases 1689 to 2855 code for a protein of 388 amino acids. Gene Ontology annotation, molecular function: RNA binding. The transcript has 10 exons. The record is from RefSeq and is a predicted model, not a curated record.